This is a messenger RNA of Molossus molossus (Pallas's mastiff bat), 4013 nucleotides long. It is a transcript of the gene PHLPP2, whose product is annotated as PH domain and leucine rich repeat protein phosphatase 2. Gene Ontology annotation, molecular function: protein binding. The transcript is spliced from 19 exons. Lineage: Eukaryota; Metazoa; Chordata; Mammalia; Chiroptera; Molossidae. The record is from RefSeq and is a predicted model, not a curated record. The coding region runs from base 12 to 3998 and encodes 1328 amino acids.
UGUAGAGAAAUAUGAAACGCAGUGGGAGCAGAAAUUGUUUGAAUAGGAGAAGUAGGUUUGGUUCUCGAGAAAGAGACUGGCUGAGAGAAGAUGUGAAGAGAGGCUGUGUUUACCUUUAUGGAGCAGACACGUCCACUGCCACUACAACCACCACCUCCUCUGCCUCCUCUGCCUCCUCCUCCUCCUCUGACUUACAUCUUGUCCUUUGCACAGUAGAGACUCCAGCAUCAGAAAUAUGUGCUGGAGAGGGAAGGGAAAGUCUUUAUUUACAGCUUCAUGGAGACCUGGUCAGAUACAAAUGCAAAAAUGUCCUCAGGAGACUGGAACCUACUGAACGACCUCUUCAGAUUGUUUAUGAGUACCUAUCCAGGCUGGGAUAUGACGAUCCUGUGCGCAUACAGGAGGAGGCAACAAAUCCUGACCUCGGCUGUAUGCUUCGAUUUUAUGGUGAAAAACCAUGCCAGAUGGAUCAUCUGGAUCGAAUCCUUCUCUCUGGCAUCUAUAAUGUACGCAAGGGGAAGACCCAGCUGCAUAAAUGGGCUGAACGCCUGGUUGUUCUCUGUGGCACCUGCCUCAUCGUUUCCUCAGUAAAGGAUUGUCAAACUGGAAAGAUGCACAUUUUGCCUCUGGUUGGGGGAAAGGUAGAAGAAGUGAAACGAAGGCAGUACUCCCUUGCAUUCAGCUCGGCUGGAGCUCAGGCUCAGACUUAUCAUGUCAGCUUUGAGACUUUGGCUGAGUACCAGAGAUGGCAACGGCAGGCAUCCAAGGUGGUGUCCCAGCGAAUCAGUACUGUUGAUCUCUCAUGUUACAGCCUUGAGGAGGUUCCUGAACAUCUCUUCUACAGUCAAGAUAUCACCUACCUCAACUUGCGACACAACUUCAUGCAAUUAGAAAGACCAGGGGGCCUUGACACUCUUUACAAAUUUUCUCAGCUGAAGGGCCUAAACUUGUCCCAUAAUAAACUUGGGUUAUUUCCUGUAUUGUUAUGUGAGAUUUCUACCCUGACUGAGCUAAAUCUUUCCUGUAAUGGAUUUCACGACCUGCCAAGUCAGAUUGGCAAUCUCCUAAAUCUUCAAACUCUCUGUCUUGAUGGCAACUUUCUGAAUACUUUGCCUGAAGAAUUGGGAAAUCUGCAACAGCUUUCCUCCCUUGGAAUUUCCUUCAACAACUUUAGUCAAAUUCCUGAGGUUUAUGAGAAACUCACUAUGUUAGAUAAAGUGGUUAUGGCAGGAAAUCGACUGGAAGUCCUAAACCUAGGGUUGCUGAACAGGAUGAGUCAUAUCAAACACGUAGAUUUAAGGAUGAACCAUUUGAAAACCGUGGUUAUUGAAAAUCUGGAGGGAAAUAAAUACAUCACCCAUAUGGAUUUGCGGGACAAUCAGCUGACUGACUUAGAUCUCAGCUCCUUGUGUAGCUUGGAGCAGCUGCAUUGUGAGCGGAACCAGCUGAGGGAACUGACACUCAGUGGCUUCUCCCUUCGAACUCUCUACGCCAGUUCUAACAGGCUGACAGCAGUGAAUGUCUAUCCAGUACCCAGUCUUCUCACUUCUCUAGAACUUUCCAGAAACCUGCUGGAGUGUGUCCCUGACUGGGCCUGUGAAGCAAAGAAGAUAGAAAUAUUAGAUGUGAGCUACAAUCUUCUGACAGAGGUUCCUAUGAGAAUUCUUAGUAGCUUGAGUCUUAGAAAACUGAUGGUGGGACACAAUCAUGUGCAAAACCUCCCAAUGCUAGUGGAGCACAUCCCUCUCGAGGUGUUGGACAUUCAACAUAACCUACUCACCAGACUGCCGGAUACCCUCUUCUCCAAGGCCUUAAACCUCAGAUACUUGAAUGCAUCCGCAAAUAGUCUGGAGUCUUUGCCAUCUGCUUGUGCUGGGGAGGAGAGUCUGAGUGCCCUGCAGCUGCUCUAUCUGACCAACAAUCUCCUGACAGAUCAGUGCGUGCCCGUCCUGGUGGGGCACCCGCACCUGCGAAUCUUGCAUCUUGCAAACAACCAGCUACAAACUUUUCCUGCAAGCAAACUAAAUAAAUUGGAACAAUUGGAGGAACUGAACCUAAGUGGCAACAAGCUUAAAACCAUUCCCACGACCAUAGCGAACUGCAAAAGGCUGCACACCCUUGUCGCACACUCCAACAACAUCAGCAUUUUCCCAGAAAUACUGCAGUUGCCUCAGAUCCAGUUUGUAGACCUGAGUUGCAAUGACUUGACAGAAAUCCUGAUUCCGGAGGCUCUGCCUGCUGCCUUGCAAGACCUUGAUCUGACUGGAAAUACCAAUCUGGUUCUGGAACACAAGACACUGGACACAUUUAGUCAUAUCACAACCCUGAAAAUUGAUCAGAAACCUUUGCCUACCACUGAUUCUACAGUGACAUCAACUUUUUGGAGCCAUGGACUAGCUGAGAUGGCAGGGCAGAGAAAUAAGCUGUGUGUAUCUUCGCUAGCUGUGGAUAACUUUGCAGAGGGGGUGGGAGCUGUGUAUGGCAUGUUUGAUGGUGACCGAAAUGAGGAGCUGCCUCGCCUGCUCCAGUGUACCAUGGCAGAUGUCCUUUUGGAAGAGGUACAGCAGUCAACAAAUGACACAAUUUUCAUGGCUAACACCUUCUUGGUAUCUCACAGGAAAUUAGGGAUGGCUGGUCAGAAGUUGGGCUCCUCUGCUCUUCUUUGUUAUAUCCGCCCUGACACUGCUGAUCCAACAAGUAGUUUUAGCUUGACGGUGGCCAACGUUGGCACGUGCCAAGCAGUCCUGUGCCGAGGUGGGAAACCAAUGCCCCUCUCUAAAGUCUUCAGCCUGGAACAGGAUUCGGAGGAGGCCCAAAGGGUGAAGGACCAAAAAGCCAUCAUAACAGAGGAUAACAAAGUGAAUGGGGUAACCUGCUGUACCCGGAUGCUGGGCUGCACAUACCUCUACCCUUGGAUCCUCCCCAAGCCCCACAUAUCUUCCACUACACUUACCAUUCAAGAUGAGUUGCUGAUUCUGGGAAACAAAGCAUUGUGGGAACACUUGUCAUAUACAGAUGCUGUCAGUGCAGUACGUCAUGUACAAGACCCAUUAGCAGCUGCCAAGAAGCUGUGCACAUUAGCCCAGAGCUAUGGUUGUCAGGACAAUGUGGGGGCGAUUGUGGUUUAUUUGAACAUUGGUGAGGAAGGCUGCACUUGUGAGAUGAAUGGGCUCAGCCUCCCAGGUCCUGUGGGAUUUGCUUCAACCACCACCAUCAAGGACCCUCUCAAGCCAACCACUCCUUCCUCCAGCAGUGGUAUUGCUUCUGAGUUCAGCAGUGAGAUGUCGACUUCAGAGGUGAGCAGUGAGGUGGGAUCCACUGCUUCUGAUGAACAUAACACUGUUGGCCUAGAUGCUGGCUUGCUUCCAAGGCCAGAGAGGCGCUGCAGCCUCCACCCAACACCCAACUCGGGGGUUUUUCAGCGCCAGCCUUCUUGUGCAACUUUCUCAAGUAACCAGUCUGACAAUGGCCUGGACAGUGAUGAUGACCAGCCCGUUGAAGGGGUCAUAACGAAUGGCAGCAAGGUAGAAGUGGAAGUAGACAUCCACUGCUGUAGAGGGAGGGAGAACUCGCCCACUCUUGCAGAGCGUUCUCCUGCCCCGUGUCCUGAGGAACAUGGCAGAGGAUUAUUUUGGGGGAUCCGAAGACAGAACAGCGUGAAUAGUGGCAUACUUCUGCCAGCGAGCAAGGACAAGAUGGAGUUACAGAAGUCUCCCUCCACUUCCUGUCUCUAUGGAAAGAAGCUCUCCAAUGGCUCCAUUGUACCCCUAGAAGAGAGCCUGAACCUCAUUGAAGUGGCCACAGAAGCACCCAAAAAGAAAACUGGCUAUUUUGCUGCCCCCACUCAGCUGGAGCCAGAGGAUCAGUUUGUUGUGCCUCGUGACCUAGAAGAAGAAGUGAAGGAGCAAAUGAAGCAACACCAGGAAAGCAGGCCCGAGCCUGAGCCUAAUGAAGAGGAUCGGACCGAGCUCCCGGAGGAGUUUGACACAGCACUGUAAUCCUCCCCCGGCAGC